AUGUUAGCUGAGACUCGGGGUCCAGACCAUUUGGGAACAGGCGCACCAUGGAAGUCCUCCACCUCGGGGAAAGAUAUCAAACAUUCGGGGAAUCAGCAUAGGCAACGGGGAGCAGAGCACCUGCGACAAGUGUCCAGUCAAAGAAGCUCCUUCCUAGGACUGGAAACGAGGCCAGAGCUGGUCUGGGAGGACUGGGACUAUGGAAAAGAGUUCACGAAGAUAUUAAUGAUAAAAAACAUCCACAGCAAGCUGCAGAAGCUAAAUUUAAGACCUCCAAUAUCUAGGUUCUUCACCAUCCAGAUUCCCCAGAUAAUUGCUGUCAGCCCAGGGACUUCUUUCUCAAUACCAAUCACCUUUAGACCACUCCAAAGGUGUGAAUAUGAAGACAGCAUUGAGUUCCAAAGUAAAGAUGGCAGCUUCCAAGUAUGUCUCCGUGCCAUCAUUCCCUGUCAUGCCCUGGAGGUUCCUGACUCUGUGCUGCUGCCACUCUGUGCUGUUCAGCACUCCACACAUACUACUUUCCUGCUCAAAAAUGCCAGCAAACUCCAAACAUGCUUCCAGUGGGAGUGUGCUGCACCUUUCCAGUUGAGGCCUGAGCAAGGCCUGUUGAAGCCUGGCCAGGGCUGUUCCAUCACUGUCGUCUUCCAACCACAAGAGGCGCUAGUGUACCAGCAACAGGCCUGCUGCACAUUUGGAGAAGAGGGGGAUGAGACAGGAAGCUGCUGCACUGUGCUCCUGCAGGGACUAGCCAAAUACCCAUGUCUUCAGCUGAGAAAUAAGAGUAACAAGAAUGAAAGUGAACAGGGUGGUUUAGUGCUGCACUUUGGCUCUGUGGCAGUUGGCCAAAGUUUGCAGAAAUAUUUCGACAUCUUUAACCCUUCUCCUGUAACUGCGUCAUUCUCUCUUUCAAGACUCUUUGGUGGAGUGCCUUUAUUGGGGUCAGAGUUCAGUUGUGAUAUUACUAGGGGGAAGGUGGCACCUGGUGGAUCACUACAGGUUACAGUUACCUAUACUCCUGCUGCAGUUGAUACUGUCUUUGUUGAGUAUUUGUCUCUACAGUGUAGAGGGGCACUGAGCAAAACCCUGAUCAAACUCACUGGAAACUGUAUAGGUCCCAAAGUUUCCUUGUCAUCAUCUGUGGUGGAUUUUGGCUGUGUUGAAGAAAGAGGAGCAGUUGUUCAGACAGUGGAGCUAGUCAAUUCUUCACCUGCUGAGGCUAUCUACCAAUGGGAUCUUGACUGUAGCGGACACAGUGUGUUCAGCAUACAGCCAGCAAGUGGCACUGUACACCCACAUAGCCGUAUAACAGUGAAGACAGUGUACAGGCCCACACAGGCUUUCGCACACCACAGGAGAGUGGUGUGUUUUAUACUGCACAGGGACCCUGAGUUCCUUGACCUGAUUGGAACCUGUCACUCAGAGCUCCAGAAACCAGCUGUAUUGAAACCCGAACACUUGGUUCUGUACAGGUCUCAUUGGUACAGUAGACAGGACCCACCAGACACUCUUACUGACAUGCAGCAAGACCAUAAUAUACAACUAGACCAGCAGGGGGUCCUCUGCCCACUGGAGGAGUCAAACCAAAGACCAGACAGUGCUGAUAUUGUGUCGAGCACUCCCGUAGAGAACUAUUACCAGUACCAGGGCAGCAUGGAUCCUCUCUCUUCCAUUUCAUCUUCAUUGUCUCCGCGUGUAUCUGUGGUGCCCAGUGAGCUGUUGUUUAAUCACAAAAUGCCCUCCUCCCUGUCUACUUCAUCCACUUCCUCUCAGGCUGUCUCCAUUACCAACCACACCGGACGGAAACUCUGCCUGGUGUGGACUGUUGCCCAAGAUUCUCCAUUUUCUACCUCUCCCUUGUCAUGUGACCUGGCUCCACUGAAGUCCACCUCAUUCAGAGUGACGUAUGACCCUAAGCAGCUCAAUACUCUGCAUGGAGCUCAACUUGAGUGCUUUGCGUACUAUAAGCAGGACAAUCAUCCUGCUGAGGAGCGACUGCUGUGUCCUCCCUGCUGUGUGACUGUCAGAGUCGUUGGCCACUCCUUCCAGCCAGGGAAAGAGCACUUUAUCCCAUGCUGGUCCCUUAAGCCCCAUCAAGUGGUUUUUCCAGGCCUGGGUGUUCUUUGCUCUCGAACAGUGCUCUUCCAGAAUGUUGGAGACCUGCCGCUCACUUUCUGUCUGGACCCACACCACAACUCAAACCCCACCUUGGCAUCAGUAUCUGUAAUGCCGAGCUGCGGUUUGAUCCAGCCAGGGGAUCACCAAAUCUUCACCCUCAGAACAACACCCACAGAAGACAGUCCCAAACAGGGAUUUAGUUUCCACCUGCAGCUCAAUGCAGCUAAACACAUGCAGGAACUGGCAGUUUUUAACAUGGUGGAAAAGUUUUGUGUGUCUCUGGAAGGAGAUGGCAGUUUAUAUUUCCAGCCUACAGCUGUGGGCUCACAGACACAGCGCACCCACCACCUUAGGAACCUCAGCCGCCUGCCUCUACGGUUCCAGUGGAGCAUUCCAGAGUCAGACCAGGAGCUUAUCUUUGUUGAACCAGAUGCUGGUGAACUGCAUCCCAAUGAGAGCUCAAUACAGACAUGGUCCUUCAGUCCGCUGGAAGAGAAGGCAUACACACUCAAACCUACUCUCACUUUCUGGCCGACCCAGACUCCUGAAUGUAACACAUCACAGCUUACCCUCAAAGUGGUGGGAUGCGGCUGCAUAGGCGUCAUUGAGGCAGAGAGAGCAGUUAUGGAUUUGGGGGAGACUCUGGUUGGAAGUUACCAGUCAAUUGACGUUCCUCUGGUGAACAACAGCCCCUGUCCUGUCUCCUUUUGUCUCUCUGUACAGCAGAUACUACAGGAUGAGGAACAUAUUUAUGACCCUAAAACUGAGCCAAGUGCCCUGCAGCUGGACUGUGAGAAGGCAACCAUUGCCUCACGUUCCAAAAUGCUGCUCCGAUCCACAGUCAGGCCACGCAGACGAGCCCAGUACUUAUGGACCAUCAGUUACCAGACACUGGACUCCAGUGGCUUUGUGUCAUCCCCUCCGCAGGCAGUGUGUGAAGUGCGCACUAAGGGUGUGUUCCCCACUCUGCAGGUGAUUGAUGCAGUAUGUAGUGGCAGUGUCGGCAGGCUCAACAAGCUACAUCUGUGGAAACUCUUCUCAUUGGACAGCCUCAAUGAGCACUUGCUCUCCAACCCCUCCACUGUAGAACUCACUUACAGAACCCCCACCAGGCACAGUUUGCGCUCUUGUCCUUCCACCUUUACCAAAGUCUUGUUGGAUUUUAGCUUCAGCUCAGCUCCCCUGAAUUCACACCCCUCUACUAUUGUGUUGAUGUUUCACAACCCUGGCUCCAUCCCUGUAGACUGGACAUUCUUAUUUCCAGAGGACCAACAGAUAGAGUUGGAGUAUUGGGCCGAGACAGGAGAGUUUAGCAGCACUGAAUUGUACCACAUGAAGGUUCAGGACAACCAGCUUUUCAGCAUUUAUCCUCGUUCUGGUACUUUGCUCCCUGGCCAGCAGAGGGCAGUGCACUUCAGCUACAGCCAUGACUUUGCUGGGACGGAUCAGUUUCCCAUCGUGUUCAAACUCUCUUAUGGCAGAGAGAUCUUGCUGAACUUUCAGGGGGUGACAGUAGAGAGAGACAGACCAUACCUUCACUUUGCCUCCAAUCAACAUGUCCUCACUUCUGUAACUAUUGGGGAUUUAACUCCUCCAAGCCAGGUGUAUGAAUUAUACAAUGGUGGUGCAGUGCCAGUCCAUUACGAUGUGGAUACAGCUGUUUUGUCACAGCUACAGGUGGACAACUUUAAUCAUCCAGUGCUUUGCUGCCUCAAUCCAGAAGGAUUGGUCCUACCGGGUCACACAGCCAUGUUGGAGUUUAUCUUCUCACCGUUGGAGGCCAAGAUGUACUAUAUGGAUGUUCCUAUCCACAUCCAAGAUGGAGGCUCCACACUGGUGAGGUUUGAGGGAUGUGGAUUAGAUUCUCCAACACUUGGCUCCUCAAACCCAUUUAAAUGCAGUGAGGCUAAGCCCCCUGUACCCUGUGUGCAGAGGGUGCCCUUCCCGGGACAGAUGGUGCUCCUGUCUGAGGACAGUGUCUCUCUAGGCAACAUACCUGUCUACUCACGAUGCUCAAGAAUCUUCUUUCUCACCAACGUGUCCCGUAGAGACACCUUCUACUGUUCAUGGGACCUGGUCCAGCUGAGCACUCAACAGGUGGUGCAGAUCCAUCCAGAGCAAUGCAGUCUGUGUCCAGGGGAGAGAGUCCUUUGUGUCCUUACCUUCACCUGUAAUGACUACCCCACCAUUUAUCGACUAGAUCUCAUCUGUCAGGUUACUCAGGAGGCAGCACUGGUUCGGUAUCAUGAUGCUCUGCAGCGCUGGGAGCAAGAGAAAAAGAGACAGCAAGAUGAAUUCACUAUUAUGGACAAAGACCUUACAGAAAGCCGAGGGGAACCUGUAGCUGCUCCCUUAAGAAAAGGGCCAUCACUCAGGAGAUAUAAGACUCUUCCUCCUAUCUGUGCCAGUAGUAGUUGUGAAACACUGGGCACUAUAUGUACCAAGCUAACAAAAGCCGAACGGCGGGCACAGCGCGAAACAAUGGAAGUAAGGAGGCGCCCUGUACCGCCUCAACCUGCUCUGCUACAUCUGGAGGUUACAGCACACUCCCACGAUACACUGGAGUUCCUCGCACACUUCCCUGACCAGUUCAAUAAACAUUAUAGAUGCCUCCAGUCACUCAAGCCCCAGAAGCCUGAAACUUUGUCCAGCACACCCCUCCCUGCUGGGCUGCCUCCACAGACACACACCCACAGCCCUGAGAAAGACAUCGUCUCACACAUAUUCAACUCUCUGUUCAGAGACAUAUUGGAAGAUGAAGCUUUCGCCCAGUCUCUGAUUACUUUGGCCUCCAGGCCUGUCACCUACCAGCCAGCUCUACCCCCUACACCCCAACCUCAAGUUCUGUUGAAUGAGACUAAGGCUGAACUGAAUGAACAGCACAGCACAGUGGACAGUGAUGGAACUGCAGGAUGUUCAGGGAACAGACUCAAAACAGAAACCACACUGAGCACUCGACAUGUGUCUACUGACAUAAGUGAAGAUGUUUUGCUGAACACCCUCCAGAAUCUGAUGAUGGAAGCUGUCAGUGGAGAGCUUUCCCUCACAGUACACCCCCGCACUAUUAUCUUGCCACCUGUUUCUGCCAGGACCAGGCGGAUGUCCAGACCCAAGGAGGAAGAGAAAAUGUGAAAAUCAAAAAGAAAUAAGCAUGAACUUAAUUAGGAGCCUCACCAUCUACCAACAUCUUGGAGGCCCAUCUCCCUCUUUUGUUUUCACUGAAAGUCAACGUAUCAGCAUGUUCAGUUUAACCUGACACAUGAUCUGUAGCUCUUG
Messenger RNA from Scomber japonicus (chub mackerel), 5391 nucleotides. RefSeq names its product cilia and flagella associated protein 65 (gene cfap65). The record is from RefSeq and is a predicted model, not a curated record. The transcript has 34 exons. Bases 1 to 5247 code for a protein of 1748 amino acids. NCBI's taxonomy places the organism in Eukaryota, Metazoa, Chordata, Actinopteri, Scombriformes, Scombridae.